Messenger RNA from Vollenhovia emeryi, 2296 nucleotides. RefSeq names its product mucolipin-3-like. Gene Ontology annotation, molecular function: NAADP-sensitive calcium-release channel activity. The coding region runs from base 264 to 2150 and encodes 628 amino acids. Lineage: Eukaryota; Metazoa; Arthropoda; Insecta; Hymenoptera; Formicidae. The record is from RefSeq and is a predicted model, not a curated record. Gene Ontology annotation, cellular component: plasma membrane; lysosomal membrane. The transcript is spliced from 4 exons.
GUCGCUCGGUCGAGCGCAGUCGAGCUCGGUCGCUGCGUCGAGGUGGAUAGCGUGCGAUGGCUGCUGGUGAUUCGACGUCGCUGCGUCUGCUACCGAAUACGCGUUGCGCUCAGAUCCACACGCGCGAACAGCUGGAUGUUCCAUCGUCGAUCGGGGAGUGGAGCGACGACGGCGACGACUCCGUGGGCUAGGACGACGCUCGCUUGUUGACACUCGCACGUGCGCUCGCUGCUCGCCGUUGACUCUCGGAAUCGUGUCGCAGGAUGGAAGCGCACAAGAGGACCCAGCGCGAGGACACCUCGGCUGGGAACAGGCUGCAGAAUCACACCUGGAGCUACGGUAACGACAGCGAGGAGGAGGAGAUCAUCAGCGAGAACACAUUGCUCAACGAGGCCAGCGACCAGAGGCGAAAUCAUUCUACUCCGUUGGAAUGCAAGACUUGCCCAGUCACGACGUUCGCGGAGGAGAAAAUGCGGCGCAAACUGCGAUUCUUCUUCAUGAAUCCGGUGGAGAAGUGGCAGGCGAAACGGCGAUUCCCCUUCAAGUUCGUCGUCCAGGUUAUCAAGAUCAUUCUCGUUACCGUGCAGCUCUGUUUAUUCGCGCACAACAAUUAUAUGCACGUGAAUUACACUUGGGACAACCGAGUCACGUUCUCCCAUCUCUUUUUAAUGGGAUGGGAAUCCGCUCAGGAGGUACCUGCGUAUCCACCUGCGACUGGGCCGUUGGCCAUCUACAAGCAGAGCGAUUUCUUCGACGCUAUCGAUUACGCUCUGCACGGUUAUUACAACGUCGACGACGCCAUCGGCUCGUACUCCUACAUCGCCGAAGAUAACUCGGUCGGUCCCGUCACCAUGUGUCUUUAUCACUACAAGGAGGGCAUCAUAUUCGGCUUCAACGAGAGCUACGUGUUCGACAGCGAGAUUGUGGAAACGUGCAUGAACAUCAGUCUCGAGACCUUUCACACGUUCAACUCGUCGCACAGUCUUCUGCAGGAUAGAGAUAUCAACGUGAAUUUCUCCGCGCUGGUGCGCGCCCACCUGAAAUUUGCGCUGAAGACAGUGAAUCUGAAAGCGGCCGGGCCAAUGUCGCCGCCCGACUGUUACCGUUUCAACAUCAAGGUGAUCUUCGACAACCGCGAUUUCGACGGACAGAUGCUGCUCUCGUUAGACGCCGACGCUAGGAAGCUGCAGUGCAAAGGCGACACCCGUUACAUCACGGACAAUCGCAUCGAGUCGGCGCUGAGGACACUGCUCAACUUGCUCGUCAUACUGAUCUGCACGAUCUCUCUGCUGUUGUGCUCGCGGGCGAUAUACAGGGCGCAGGUGCUCAAGUUCGAGACUAUUAACUUCUUCAAGAAGACGUACGGUACGACGCUAAGCCUCGAGGGUCGACUGGAAUUCUUGAACUUCUGGUACAUCAUGAUCAUCAUCAACGAUCUCCUCAUUAUCAUCGGUACCGUCAUAAAGGAGCAAAUCGAACGGAAACAUUCCGAGAGCGAUCACUGGAAUAUCUGCAGUAUAUUUCUCGGGACCGGAAAUCUGCUCGUGUGGUUCGGCGUGCUGCGCUACCUCGGUUUCUUCAAGACGUACAACGUCGUCAUUCUGACUCUGAAGAAGGCGACGCCAAAGGUGGCGAGAUUCCUGAUAUGCGCGAUUCUCAUUUACGCCGGUUUCACAUUCUGCGGCUGGCUGGUGCUCGGUCCGUACAAUAUGAAGUUCCGCUCGCUCGCGACCACCUCCGAGUGCCUGUUUGCCUUGAUCAACGGCGACGAUAUGUUCGCCACGUUCUCCAUCACGUCUUCCAAAUCGGCUGUGCUGUGGUGGUACUCUAGAAUCUAUUUAUAUUCGUUCAUCUCGCUGUACAUUUACGUUGUCCUAAGUUUGUUCAUUUCUGUGAUAAUGGAUGCGUACGACACGAUCAAGAUCUAUUAUCGCGAGGGUUUCCCGAAGAACGACCUGCAGACUUUUAUAGCUCCAUGCACGGAUGAGGCGUCGAGCGGCAUCUUCAGGGACGACUCCGAGAGAAGCAACCUGUCGGAGUUGCUCGAUCGGUUCUGCUGUUGUCGGAAAAGGCCCUUUUACGGGUCCUUUUCAGAGUCGGAAUCCUCAACUAAAUCCGAGCAAGUAUGCGGCGGAGCCAUCUGCGUCUAGUGCGUUAACGAAGAGCACCUGGAGGUGUUAUGGUGCGACUAUGGAUACGACAUUAAGUCUGUUGCAUCAACAUCCUUAGUUUAAUUUUACAAUUUCUUGCUUCGAUUUGAAUUUCAACAAAGAAAAUUAAUUAAAAGAAACAAACA